UAGCUAUAUAUAAUGGAAAACUGUUCUACAUCAAGUUACAAUUCAUUUCUGAACGCCAUAAGACGUUUUUCGCUUUUGAGUACAAUACACUAACACAUCAAAAUGAACAAACUCCUUCUAGCAGUUGCUUUUUUCAUCGCUACCACGAUGACUAUGGUCCAGGCAGCACCGGCUAAAUAUACUACUAAAUACGACAACGUAAAUAUCGAUGACAUUCUGCACAACGACCGCUUGGUCGCCAGCUACUUCAAGUGUCUGAUGGAAACAGGAAAAUGUACGCCAGAAGGCGAAGAAAUCAAACGCUGGUUACCAGAAGCAAUAGAAAAUAAAUGCGAAGACUGUUCGGAAAAACAAAAAAUAGGUUCCGAAAAAAUCAUUAAGUUUCUGUUUGAAAAGAAAAAUGAUAUGUGGAAACAACUUGAAGCAAAAUAUGACCCUAAAGGACUAUACAGACAACGUUAUUCGGAAGAUGCAAAGAAAUUGAACAUUGACAUUAUGUUCAAGCUGGUCUUCGUUGCGAUUGUUUCGGGUUUCGUUUCAAUGGUGCAGUGUGGUCCAAUGCCGGAACAACGAAUAGACGGCGGGCAAAAUCGUAGGCAAGAACAACAAAAAUAUGCAGUUGACCACUUUACGACUGGACUGGUGGGGAAUCCUAAAAUUCGUGAAAAUUACCUCAAUUGCUUUUUAGAUAAUGGGCCGUGCAGUCCGGAAGCUAAGAAUAUUAAACCAGGAAUGGUUCCCGAAGCUAUUCAAAACGAAUGCGAACAUUGCACUGAAUUACAAAGAAAAGUGAUUGAAAAAAUGAUGUGCUACCUAAAUAAUCACCAACCGGAUAUAUUAAAAGAAGUAGCAGCCAAAUUUGACCCAAAUGGAGAAUAUAUGAAGCAAUAUAUUAAUACCAUAGAGCGGAAUGGAAAUGAACAGUUUUUGAAUACAAAUCUACUCCAAUACCAACCACAGCAAAAUUCAAAUCAACCACAACAUAAUCCAAACCAACCACAACAGAACCCAAACCAACCACAACAGAACCCAAACCAACCACAGCAGAAUCCAAACCAACCGCAGCAACAUCAACAUCAAAACCAAUACCAUCCACAACAAAAUCUACACCAGCCACAACAAAAUCAACACCAACCACAGCCCAAUCCAAACCAACCACAGCAACAUCCAAACCAACCACAGCAACAUCCAAACCAAUCACAGCAACAUCCAAACCCACCACAGCAAUACCAACCACAACAAAAUCCAAGCCAACCACAGCAACAUCAACAACAACAUCAACAUCAACAUCAACACCAACACCAACCACAACAAUAUCAAAACCAACCACAACAACAUCAACAUGAACAACAAUUAAAAGGAACGGUAAUAACAACGGCACCUAUAUCUACGGUAAACAGGAAACCUUGACUCUAACUGUUCAAACUAUGAUUGUGUAUUUGGGUACGAAUUAGAGUUAAAAUUACUGUUAUUUAUCCCACAAGGCAAUUACAAACUGAAUGAGUAAACAAAUAUAUGUAAUAAAUAAAUAACGGUUAUUUUUUUCCGUCAUAUUAUUAUUUACAAGUCAAACUCUAUGAUUAUAUUUUUAAAAAAUGAAUUCAUAUUUAUGUUAAUAAACAUAUACUUGCGUAAAUAUUGAAGAUGGAAAUACAUAUUUUAUAAUUAAUUAAUUAUUGUUACAAUAUUACUUAUAUGAUGCAAUAAAUUGUUGUACG
Metopolophium dirhodum (rose-grain aphid) is the source of this 1718-nucleotide messenger RNA. Its product is annotated as putative mediator of RNA polymerase II transcription subunit 26. The transcript is spliced from 4 exons. Lineage: Eukaryota; Metazoa; Arthropoda; Insecta; Hemiptera; Aphididae. Bases 103 to 1410 code for a protein of 435 amino acids. The record is from RefSeq and is a predicted model, not a curated record.